Molecule: messenger RNA, 6861 nt
Organism: Periophthalmus magnuspinnatus
Lineage: Eukaryota; Metazoa; Chordata; Actinopteri; Gobiiformes; Gobiidae
Gene: snrnp200
Product: small nuclear ribonucleoprotein 200 (U5)
Exons: 44
Coding region: 157-6567 (2136 amino acids)
Cellular component (GO): nucleus
Molecular function (GO): ATP binding; nucleic acid binding
Source: RefSeq, a predicted model, not a curated record
GAACCCGGAAGAGAAAAUAAUCCGACAGUGGCGCUUGUUGUUGGCUCGUGUUAGCGGUGCCAUUAUAACGUAAAGAAAACGCUCUUUCUUAAACACAAAUUCGGUCAACAUAGAGAUAAACCUCAAUAGUUAAAGCUAACAGACGAAGUCGCAGCUAUGGCGGAUGUUACUGCUCGUAGCUUGCAGUACGAGUAUAAAGCGAACUCAAACUUGGUGCUGCAAGCGGAUCGGUCUCUGAUCGACCGAACACGAAGAGAUGAGCCUACCGGAGAGGUACUGUCCCUUGUGGGGAAGCUGGAGGGGACCAAAAUGGGCGAUAAAGCGCAAAGGACCAAGCCUCAAAAGUUAGAGGAAAGACGAGACAAGCGACGAAAGAGAGAUGAAGACCGCCAUGACAUCAAUAAAAUGAAAGGGUUUACCUUGCUUUCUGAAGGUAUUGAUGAUAUGGUGGGCAUUGUGUACAAGCCUAAAACCAAAGAAACACGAGAGACUUAUGAAGUGUUGCUCAGCUUUAUACAUGCCGCCCUUGGAGAUCAGCCAAGAGACAUCCUGUGUGGAGCUGCAGAUGAAGUCCUGGCUGUGCUGAAGAAUGAUAAAAUGAGGGAUAAGGAAAGGCGUCGUGAGGUAGAGCAGCUUCUUGGCCCUGCUGAUGACACUCGUUAUCAUGUGCUGGUCAAUUUGGGGAAAAAAAUCACAGAUUAUGGAGGUGAUAAGGACCUACAAAAUAUGGAUGAAAACAUUGAUGAAACAUAUGGAGUCAAUGUCCAGUUUGAAUCUGAUGAAGAGGAGGGUGAUGAAGACCAGUUUGGUGAGGUACGAGACGAGCAUUCAGAUGAAGACAGCGAAGGAGAAGAAGCAGAUGUCAGCUCUACUCUUACAGCCAAUCUUGGUGUCACAGGUGAUGUGAUGACUGUGAAGAAAAAGGAUCUACAUCCAAGAGACAUUGAUGCUUUCUGGCUACAGCGUCAGCUCAGUCGCUUUUAUGAUGAUGCUAUUGUUUCACAAAAGAAAGCUGAUGAAGUCUUGGAAAUUCUCAAGACUGCCAGUGAUGAUAGAGAAUGUGAGAAUCAGCUUGUGCUGCUGCUUGGUUUUAACACUUUUGACUUCAUUAAAGUUCUCCGCCAACAUCGUCGCAUGAUUCAAUACUGUACAAUGCUGGCAAGUGCACAGAGUGAGUCAGAAAAAGAGCGCAUCAUUGGAAAGAUGGAAUCAGAUCAGGAGUUGUCAAAAAUUCUUUAUCAGCUGCAGGAGACUGAGAAGGAGGAUAUCAUUCGGGAGGAGCGAUCUCGCAGAGAAAGGGUUAGAAAGUCUCGUGUUGAUGACUUGGAAGCAAUGGACGUUGACCAUGGAGAGUCAGUUGCCCCUCGACAGUUGCUAGACUUGGAUGAUCUGGCGUUCACUCAAGGAAGCCACUUUAUGGCAAACAAACGCUGUCAACUUCCAGAUGGUUCAUUUCGCAAACAGCGCAAAGGCUAUGAGGAAGUCCAUGUGCCGGCUCUCAAACCCAAACCUUUUGCUGAUGAUGAGGUUCUGGUUGCAAUUGAAAAAUUGCCCAAGUACGCUCAGGCUGGGUUUGAGGGAUUCAAAAACCUUAACCGCAUCCAGAGUAAGUUGUUCAAGACCACCAUGGACAGCGAUGAGAACCUUUUAGUGUGUGCUCCUACGGGUGCUGGAAAGACUAAUGUUGCUCUGAUGGCUAUGUUGAGAGAAAUUGGAAAACACAUCAACGUUGACGGGACCAUCAAUGUAGAUGAUUUCAAAAUCAUUUACAUUGCGCCUAUGCGCUCUUUGGUACAAGAAAUGGUGGGAAGUUUCGGCAAGCGCUUGGCAAGUUAUGGUAUCACAGUAUCUGAGCUGACUGGAGACCACCAGUUGUGUAAAGAGGAGAUCAAUGCCACUCAGAUUAUUGUGUGUACCCCUGAAAAAUGGGACAUUAUAACAAGAAAAGGUGGAGAGCGUACCUACACUCAGCUAGUGCGCCUUAUUAUUAUUGAUGAAAUCCACCUGCUGCAUGACGACAGAGGACCUGUUUUGGAGUCUCUUAUCGCCAGAACCAUUCGUAAUGUUGAGUUGACGCAAGAGGAUGUGCGUCUGAUUGGACUCAGUGCCACCUUGCCUAACUAUGAGGAUGUUGCUACAUGUCUGCGUGUAGAUCCAGCUAAAGGGCUCUUCUAUUUUGACAACAGUUUCCGCCCCGUGCCGCUGGAGCAGACCUAUGUUGGAAUCACAGAGAAAAAAGCUAUUAAGCGUUUCCAGAUCAUGAAUGAGAUUGUGUAUGAAAAAAUUAUGGAGCACGCUGGAAAGAAUCAGGUGUUGGUCUUUGUACACUCAAGAAAGGAGACUGGAAAAACAGCCAGAGCAAUAAGAGACAUGUGUUUAGAGAAAGAUACACUGGGCCUAUUCCUUAGAGAGGGCUCAGCGUCUACAGAGGUCUUGAGAACUGAGGCUGAACAGUGCAAAAACCUGGAGCUCAAGGAUUUGCUGCCUUAUGGCUUUGCAAUCCACCACGCUGGUAUGACUAGAGUGGACCGUACUUUGGUGGAGGAUCUGUUUGCUGAUCGCCACAUCCAGGUGCUGGUGUCAACAGCGACUCUGGCUUGGGGUGUCAAUCUACCUGCCCACACUGUCAUUAUCAAAGGCACGCAGGUGUACAGCCCUGAGAAAGGCAGGUGGACAGAGCUCGGAGCACUCGACAUUUUACAGAUGCUUGGUCGAGCUGGUCGUCCGCAGUAUGACACUAAGGGCGAGGGAAUUUUGAUCACAUCCCAUGGAGAACUGCAGUACUAUCUCUCUCUCCUGAACCAGCAGCUGCCCAUUGAGAGUCAGAUGGUGGCAAAGCUGCCUGAUAUGCUGAAUGCUGAAAUAGUACUUGGCAAUGUACAAAAUGUCAAGGAUGCGGUAAACUGGCUUGGCUACACAUACCUAUAUGUACGAAUGCUCCGCAACCCUUCUCUGUACGGAGUCUCCCAUGACGACAAGAGCACUGAUCCACUUCUUGAGCGCCGCAGGAUGGACCUUAUACACACUGCAGCGAAUGUCUUGGACAAAAACAAUCUCAUUAAAUAUGAUAAGAGAACUGGCUCAUUCCAGGUUACAGAUCUUGGGCGCAUCGCUAGUCACUUCUACAUCACACAUGACUCCAUUCAGACAUACAACCAGCUGCUAAAGCCUACUUUGAGUGAGAUUGAACUCUUCCGUGUUUUUUCCCUUUCAUCAGAGUUCAGAAACAUCACAGUCAGAGAGGAAGAGAAACUGGAACUCCAGAAGUUACUGGAACGUGUCCCAAUCCCAGUAAAGGAAAGUAUUGAAGAGCCAAGUGCAAAGAUUAAUGUGCUACUCCAGGCUUACAUCUCUCAGCUCAAACUGGAGGGUUUCGCUCUUAUGGCCGAUAUGGUCUAUGUUACACAGAGUGCUGGCAGACUUAUGCGUGCUAUAUUUGAGAUUGUACUCAACAGAGGGUGGGCACAACUCAGCGACAAGACGAUGAACCUUUGCAAGAUGAUUGACAAAAGAAUGUGGCAGUCAAUGUCUCCUUUGAGACAGUUCAAAAAACUUCCAGAGGAAGUGAUCAAAAAGAUUGAAAAGAAAAACUUCCCCUUUGAGCGUCUGUAUGAUCUGAACCACAAUGAAAUUGGGGAGCUCAUCCGAAUGCCCAAAAUGGGAAAGACUAUUCACAAGUUUGUACACCAGUUUCCUAAGCUGGACUUGGCUGUUCAUUUGCAACCCAUCACUCGCUCCACACUAAAGGUGGAGCUCACCAUUACUCCUGACUUUCAGUGGGAUGACAAGAUUCAUGGAUCAUCUGAGGCGUUCUGGAUCUUGGUAGAGGAUGUGGACAGUGAAGUCAUCCUGCAUCAUGAAUACUUCCUUCUUAAAUCCAAAUAUGCCCAGGAUGAACACCUGGUGACAUUCUUUGUCCCUGUGUUUGAGCCUCUACCACCACAAUACUUUAUCCGAGUGCUAUCAGACCGCUGGCUCUCUUGUGAGACGCAGCUCCCCGUGUCCUUCCGUCACCUGAUCCUCCCGGAGAAGUACCCUCCGCCCACAGAGUUGCUGGACCUGCAGCCUCUGCCUGUCACUGCUCUCAGGAACUCUGCCUUUGAGGCUCUCUACCAGAACAAGUUUCCCUUCUUCAACCCCAUUCAAACUCAAGUUUUCAAUGCUAUCUACAACAGUGAUGAUAAUGUAUUUGUGGGAGCUCCAACUGGCAGUGGUAAGACUAUAUGUGCUGAAUUUGCCAUUCUGAGAAUGCUCCUGCACAACGCUGAGGGCCGCUGUGUCUACAUCACACCCAUGGAGGCACUUGCUGAACAAGUAUUCAUGGACUGGCAUCAGAAAUUUCAGGAUGUCCUGAAUAAGAAGGUUGUACUCCUUACUGGAGAGACAAGCACAGACCUGAAGCUUCUAGGAAAAGGAGACAUUAUAGUCAGUACUCCAGACAAGUGGGAUAUCCUAUCCCGACGCUGGAAACAGAGGAAGAAUGUCCAAAAUGUCAGCCUUUUCAUUGUGGACGAAACACACCUGAUUGGAGGAGAAAAUGGGCCUGUCUUGGAGGUCAUCUGCUCAAGAAUGAGGUACAUCUCCUCUCAAAUUGAGCGCCCCAUCCGCAUUGUGGCUCUGAGUUCAUCGUUGUCCAAUGCCAAAGAUGUGGCUCACUGGUUGGGCUGCAGCACGACAGCAACUUUUAACUUUCACCCCAACGUCAGACCUGUGCCUCUCGAACUGCACAUUCAGGGCUUUAAUGUGAGUCACACACAGACCCGGCUCUUGUCUAUGGCUAAGCCUGUAUACCACGCCAUCAUGAAGCACUCUCCCUCCAAACCGGCUGUGGUUUUUGUCCCGUCCCGCAGACAGACUCGCCUCACAGCUAUUGACAUCCUCACCUUCUGUGCUGCUGAUGUGGUCCCUCAGAGGUUCCUGCAUUGCAAUGAGAAAGACCUGGCACCAUUCCUGGAAAAAAUCAAUGAUGCUACUCUAAAAGAGACUCUGGCUAAUGGCGUGGGUUACUUGCACGAAGGCCUGUCUGCCACUGAGCGGAAAAUAGUUGAGCAGCUUUUCAACUCCGGGGCUGUACAGGUUGUGGUAUCUUCUCGUUCACUCUGCUGGGGCAUCAACAUCGCUGCUCAUCUGGUCAUUGUCAUGGACACCCAGUAUUACAACGGCAAAAUUAAUUCCUAUGUGGACUAUCCAAUUUAUGACAUCCUCCAAAUGGUGGGCAAAGCAAACAGACCAAUGCUAGAUGAUGAAGGCCGUUGUGUCAUCAUGUGUCAAGGCUCCAAAAAAGAUUUCUUCAAGAAGUUCCUGUAUGAGCCUCUGCCAGUCGAGUCCCACUUAGACCAUUGCCUCCAUGAUCACUUUAAUGCUGAAAUUGUCACAAAGACAGUGGAAAAUAAACAGGAUGCUGUGGACUACCUGACUUGGACAUUCCUCUAUCGCCGUAUGACUCAGAAUCCCAACUACUACAAUCUGCAAGGUAUGUCCCAUCGUCACCUGUCGGACCACCUCUCUGAGCUGGUGGAGAACACACUCCAUGAUCUGGAGCAGUCCAAAUGUAUCAGCAUUGAGGAUGAGAUGGAUGUGGCACCCCUCAAUCUGGGCAUGAUUGCUGCCUAUUAUUACAUCAACUACACCACUAUCGAGCUGUUCAGCAUGUCUCUCAAUGCUAAAACGAAGAUUCGUGGAUUGAUUGAGAUCAUCUCUAAUGCUGCUGAGUACAAGCACAUUCCAAUACGGCAUCAUGAAGACACACUUCUCCGACAGCUGGUUCAGAAAGUUCCUCACAAACUAAAUAACCCCAAGUUCAAUGACCCACAUGUGAAGACCAACCUGCUGCUCCAGGCUCAUCUGUCAAGAAUGCAGCUGAGUGCUGAGCUGCAGUCUGACACUGAGGAGAUCCUGAGCAAGGCUGUUCGUCUCAUCCAGGCUUGUGUAGAUGUGCUAUCCAGUAACGGGUGGCUGAGUCCUGCUCUAGCUGCUAUGGAGCUGGCCCAAAUGGUCACCCAGGCCAUGUGGUCCAAGGACUCAUAUCUCAAACAGCUUCCUUUCUUCACAUCAGAGCACAUCAAACGAUGCACUGACAAGGGAGUGGAAAGUAUCUUUGACAUUAUGGAGAUGGAGGAUGAUGAGCGCACUGCUCUUCUACAGCUGACAGAUGCCCAGAUGGCAGAUGUGGCACGUUUCUGUAACCGUUAUCCCAACAUUGAGCUUUCCUAUGAAGUUGCUGAAAAGGACAACAUCAAGAGUGGCAGUCCUGUUUUGGUUCAAGUUCAGCUCGAGAGAGAGGAGGAGGUGACGGGACCGGUUAUUGCACCUCUCUUCCCUCAGAAACGUGAGGAAGGAUGGUGGGUGGUUAUCGGAGAUCCCAAGUCUAACAGUCUCAUUUCAAUUAAGAGGUUGACACUUCAGCAGAAAGCAAAGGUUAAGUUGGACUUUGUUGCACCAGCCAUGGGUGUUCAUAACUACACACUAUAUUUUAUGAGUGAUGCCUACAUGGGCUGUGACCAGGAGUACAAGUUCAGUGUGGAUGUGAAAGAGGCAGACAGCGAAGGAGAAAGUGACUCAGACUGAACGCAGAUACUCUUCUCAAACAUGCUUAGAUUUGGUUUUAUAUGAAACUAGAUAUUCAUGAAUCUGCUAGGUAUAUUUUCCUUGUCUCUUUUGCAGUAAUUGUGUCAUUCUGUUAAGUUUACCCUUUACCUUAACAGUUUUAGUUUAAGCACAAACGUUUUAUUUGUAUUUGUUUAUUUGAUGAACCAUAUCAGGUUCUCCCAAUGAUCCACUGACUAAAAAACUUUGUCAUUUUAAAUUGUUCUGUCAGUUUGUUGUUUUUUUUUUGUAAUAAAGAGAACCAACAUGAUUGUG